AUGGGCUCCAACAUCUUGAUCACCGGAGCUGCUGGCUAUAUAGGAGGUUCAAUCGUCGCAGAUUUUCUGGCAAGAAACACCGUUGAUGCGGGUCGUCUUUUUGCUGCAGUUAGAACCGAAGAGCAAGCCAUUUCUCUGUCGAAGUUGUGCGUCCAUGUUCUUCAGUUGGAUCUGACAGAUAAAGAUGCUGUGAUUAAGAGCUUGCUUGCCCAUGACAUCAGGGUCGUCAUUCAUACGGCAAGUUCUAUCAACCCAACUAUGCCGCUGAACCUGAUCACUGCGUUAAGCAAACAAGGUGAAGUGAGUGGGAUAAAAACAUCCUUCAUCCAUAGCUCGGGACAGGGUGCAUUCUUCACCAAUUCUCGUUGGCCGACCGAACCAUUCAAGGAUACGGAUGCAGUAUUUGAUACAGAGAAAGCAUUAGCAGGCUCCUCUCCUAUCCGACAGACCGACGUAGCUGUCAUUGAGCAUGCCGAAGCGCGAGGAGUAGCCAGUUUUAUCGUUGUGCCUCCCUUAGUUUAUGGCAAGGGGAGCGGUGAAUGGAACAAGCUAUCAGUGGUAUUGCCUAUUUAUAUUGAAGCCAGUAUUUCGGAUCGCGCCGUUUGGAAAUUCUCUGAAUAUCCGAAAAUGUCGGCUGUUCACAUUUCGGAUUUGACUGCUCUCUAUAGAAAAAUCCUAGAGAAAGUACUGCAGGAAGAAGAGCUUCCAACUGGUCGCAAAGGGUAUUACUUCGCGCUAGCCCAUGAUGUCUACAUGGGAGAAGUCUUGGAUCACUUAGCCAUAGAGCUGAAGGCUCGUGGUCUCAUCGAAGAUUCAAAGACCAAGAUUUAUCCCAAUGAUGAGGCUGCUGCAAAGUCCCUUGGUGUUCCUGUACAGUUUGUGCCCUUGUGGAAUUCAGGUGACAACAUUAUCGCCGAGAUUCCUCAGAAGAUGGGGUGGAAACCAACGUGGAACAAUGAUCGAUUCUUGAAAAACGUCGGUGAUGAGAUCGAUGCUGUACUUGAGCUUGGAAAGGCGAAGAGCAGUCUUGUCAAUUCUCUUUUUGGAUCUGCUAAAGCUCUGUAA
Molecule: messenger RNA, 1065 nt
Organism: Penicillium taxi
Lineage: Eukaryota; Fungi; Ascomycota; Eurotiomycetes; Eurotiales; Aspergillaceae
Product: NAD-dependent epimerase/dehydratase family protein
Exons: 8
Coding region: 1-1065 (354 amino acids)
Source: RefSeq, a predicted model, not a curated record